CUUCAUUCAGUCUACGUUUGUUUAUGUUCAGUUUUGACAGUGACGUUUCCUCCUAGAUUGUUUAUGGUUCUUUUUGAUAAAUCGUAACCAUGGCGCGUGUACCACCGCCCGCGUUGAAGAAAGACAAGAAGGAGAAGAAGCCUCCAAAGGAUAACUCCAAAAAUGUUAUGAGAAACCUUCACAUCAGGAAACUCUGCCUGAACAUCUGUGUCGGAGAGUCUGGUGACAGGCUGACUCGUGCUGCUAAGGUGUUGGAACAGCUUACUGGCCAACAGCCAGUGUUCUCAAAGGCCAGGUACACUGUCAGGUCUUUUGGUAUCCGUCGUAAUGAAAAGAUCGCGGUCCACUGCACUGUCCGUGGUGCUAAGGCUGAGGAGAUCCUCGAGAGGGGUCUUAAAGUCAGAGAAUACGAGUUGAGGCGUGACAACUUCUCAGCCACUGGCAACUUUGGCUUUGGUAUUCAAGAACACAUUGACUUGGGUAUCAAAUACGAUCCCUCUAUUGGUAUCUAUGGUCUUGACUUCUACGUUGUACUUGGCCGACCAGGAUUCAAUGUAGCACACAGAAGACGCAAGACUGGCAAGGUUGGUUUCCCCCAUCGUUUGACAAAGGAGGAUGCCAUGAAGUGGUUCCAACAGAAAUACGAUGGUAUCAUCCUUAACAGCAAAAAGUAAACUUAAGUAAACAAAAUUUAUAAAGGU
Molecule: messenger RNA, 701 nt
Organism: Spodoptera litura
Lineage: Eukaryota; Metazoa; Arthropoda; Insecta; Lepidoptera; Noctuidae
Gene: RpL11
Product: ribosomal protein L11
Biological process (GO): translation
Cellular component (GO): ribosome
Molecular function (GO): structural constituent of ribosome
Source: RefSeq, a predicted model, not a curated record